This is a messenger RNA of Periconia digitata, 2163 nucleotides long. The record is from the annotation of a GenBank genome assembly. NCBI's taxonomy places the organism in Eukaryota, Fungi, Ascomycota, Dothideomycetes, Pleosporales, Periconiaceae.
AGCAAAGGGUAAACAACACCUAAUUACGCCUAUCAACAUCCGAAUCCCGUCCAACAAAACCUUGAUUAUCGUCAACCCACCCCUUGCAUCUUCUGGAAGUGUCCUGAACUUGGUAUUGGUAAACCGUCCGCCGGAUCAUCUGGAAUAUCUGCACUGUGCGCUGAACCUUCACAGUGUUCGUAACUGCCUCUUGUGUCGCAGACGACACCAACUUUUCACUAAAACAUCUGGUUUGUCUCCGGCCUUACUUCUCAGAUUCUGCGUCAGUAUUGAUUCUCCCAUACGCUCCGAGACUAAUUCUUCAUUCUAGUAAACAUUGGAUGAGACAUGGCGCGAGUUCCUAAACCACGGCCAAAGCGAGAGCGCCAGGUUCCCAUCAUACACAGAGGUCGCAAAACCGUUCCCGUGAAUCAGAAACCAGGACAAGAAAGAUCGUUGACCUCAUUUGUGAAGACAACUGUCAACGAAGGCGAGGUUGCCUCGUACUGCGGAUUUGGCAAUCGGCCCGAGUUCCGUGAGUUUACAAUGAGUCUUUGGGUUCUUCCACACUACAUGAAUGCUUUCAGCGAUCAUAGCGUUACGCGUAGCCGUCAGGAAUAUGUUCUAGGUGCUCUUCGUAGCUGCCAAGAGGAUGCUCAGCUGAUGGCAGCGGUCACAUUGAACACGAGCCCCGUGGAUUUGUAUCCGGUGGAAUCUAAUGGCAAUCACUCUCCAAAGCGCCUUGUUCUUGCUAUUCUUCAGAUGUACCAGGGAAUCAGAAAAACGCUUUCCGGAGAAACAAACUACUCACAAGAAGCUCAAGAUGCAGUUGAGGCGCGUUUCGAAGAUUUCUCCGGCAAAACUCCACCUCACAUACAGGUGGAUACAUGCGUCAUUACUAAGCUUGGACCUUUCCCAGAUUGGGGUGAAAGUCCGCUCGAAGCUUUCAACCGAUGUUUUCUGCUGCUUUGCUAUGUCAACGGUCUAGUGCGUAUCCCCAACACUUGGCUGGGACGUUCUAGUAGAAAUGUUUGGAAUACUCGAUGCGAAUAUCAUGUUUUGGAGACACCCAAUUGGAUGAGGGGGCUCAUUCCUCAGCGACCAGCGCCCGAUAUGCCCCUUCAUUACUAUCCACCUCAAGACGUCAGCAUUGUUCUUUCGAUCGCGGAGAUCCAAAUGAUGAUCAAGGCACGUGGUGACGGAAAUGUUGGCGGUCGUUUGUCACCAAAUCAGGCAUUCAGCGUCAUGAGAACAAAGCCUCAGACACCAAAUCCUGGAGUCACCGUCAUUCGCUCAUCACGGGGUGCUCGGGUGAAGAGGAUUAUCAGUGAAGCACAAUUGAUUCGUCACCACCCUCCUGCUCUGAUCUCGCCAAGACCAGACAAACCUCUCAGCAAUUCAACCAAACGAUCUUUGAACUUGAUCCUGAGGGGACGCGAAUCGCAGACACCUACAGAAGAUGACGAAUACCGCGAAGGAGACCCCGAUAUAUCAUCGGAUGGAAAUAACGCGCCAGCCUGCACCGAAGAUGGACCGAUCGACAACAAUGAAACGGCUCUACCAACAUUUCCAGAGCCAUCUGGAAGCAUUCAAUCAAAUCAAAAAUAUGUAGCGGACGACGAUAGAAAUUGGCCUCAAAAUCCUGUCACCACAUCAAAUAUCCUGGAUAAUGACGGCGAUCGACUAGCUGAUGAGAAUGACGGAGCUUCCAAACAACUUCCAGGACCAUCGAACGAGAUAAUCGAACUAUCCGACGAUGACGACUUUUCUUCCCCAGCACCAAAGCAAGAGCCAAACGAAUUUUCCUUUCUGGGGCCCGUCUCCGAUCCAUUCCGCGAAAUUACCAUCAAUUGGGCCUUGGAUUCACACGUCCCCUGGGCGCGCGAACUCAAGCAACUCCUUGAAAAUCAUGGGAUGUUGACCACGCUCACAACUACGAAACGUGUCAAGAUCCGAUUUGCAGAUACUGUGGAGGAGGUACGAGACCGCAUUCGGAAGGCUUUCGGCAUGGAAGACUUGAAGGCUCAGAUCAAGACUUUGCUUGUUGUCCCUGCUCGAAUCGAGAUGACUGGGGAUGAGUGGAACAAGGCUCACGCUGCGUUGUGGGAAGGAGGUAGUGAAGCAGCAGCUAUUCGCAUGACCUUGAGAAAACGGGCUGAAGAUGAAGAGCUAUACGAGAUCUGA